AUGUCUGUUUCUCUUCCUAAUGAUGUGCAAUAUAUAAUAAUUAUCUUUCUUAAUAGCGAUGACCAUGAAACCAAAUAUAUUCUUUAUAAGUACCUUUUUGUAAAUCGGUUUUGGUGUAGAUGUAUUAUACCAAUUCUAUGGCGAAGACCUCGCGUAGAUGCACGAGUCAUUCGCACUUAUCUUUCAUGUCUCAACUACGAUGAAUUAAAAUGUUUAAUCCCAUUUCGAAUCAAUAUUCCAGCUAAUAAACUACCGUUAUUUGAAUAUGGAAAGUUCUUGGAGAUAAUUAAUCUUUCUGAUAUAAACAGAUCUGUAAAAUCAUGGUUAAGCAAAGAAGGAUAUAAAAUUGAAACCAGUGCAUGGUAUAGAGUAAUUGAACCUCGGGAUCAUUUAAUGAAUAGUGUAAAGACAGCAAUCUGGCAAAUGUUGAUGCGUAAAUGUCGUAGAAUAAUAAGUAUCGAUUUAAAAUCGGAGCUAGGGGAAGGAGAUAUUCCAGAUAUUUGUUCUAGAAGUGCGAUUUAUUACUUGAAAAGUUUCAAUUUUAACGUACUUUCAGGUGAAUUUAAAGAACAAGUAUAUAAAAACAGUAUUGAAUUAAUUCGACGACUGCCGUCACUCUCUACGGGACUUAAACGCAUCUUAUGGAAUAGCUCUUUAUACCCUGAUUUACUAGUAGAUCUUAUUCAAAAACAAAAUGGACUUGAGUCUUUUAAUAUCUCUCAAAUGUCGUUUCGUUCGAACCUGACAGUUUUAUCAUCUUUAAGAGAUACACAAUCUACAACCUUAACUUCUUUUUUUGCUUCACAUGUUCAUUUUAAUGAUACUUCAAUUCAAAUAAUAGGUGGUUUCCAUAAUCUGAAGACUCUUAGUCUAUCAUAUUGCGCUGGAUUAGAGCCUAGACAUUGCGAAAUCAUAAAUGGAGCAUCAUUUCGUUUAAAUAACAUAAUUUUACGCCAUAAUUCUUGGUAUUUUAAGGUAGAUUUAGCAAUUUUCGCAAAAGCUGGUCAUGAUUUACGGACUAUCACUAUUUAUGACAAUUUCUCAUCAGAAAUAAUUCGAGAAGUUCAUAAACAUUGCCCAAAUAUUAAAAAAAUGAUCCUAUACGUAGAAAGUUCGAUGUAUAUUCCAUCAUUUUGUAAUUGGAUUAGCUGCUUACAAAAUUUGCAUACAUUGAUUAUUAUAGAUGCUAUUGCCUGCCCACGUAUUUCUGAAUUGGCUAAGAAAUUGCCCAAAUCUCUUCAACAUCUUAAAUAUCAUGGAAAUUUAGCUUCGAUAGAUGUGUUUAGUAAAUUUUUUGAAUGUUGUAUGGUUCCUUUAAAUACUAUUAGCAUUUAUCCCAUAAGUCUUAACUAUGUUUUUAGUCAAUAUAUUUCUGUUAUAUCCGAGUUUGCUAUUAGAGUCAAGAGUUUAAAAAGAUUAUUUCUUAGUAGAAGAGCUAUACCAAAACAAUGGCAGUCUCAAGAGUUGGAAAUAAAAAAAGGGCUAGAGAAUCAAGGUGUAGACUUACGUAUGCUUUUUUCAAUUUAUGAUGAUUAA
Molecule: messenger RNA, 1536 nt
Organism: Racocetra persica
Lineage: Eukaryota; Fungi; Glomeromycota; Glomeromycetes; Diversisporales; Gigasporaceae
Source: the annotation of a GenBank genome assembly